AUGAGCGGCGGGGCGCGGCCGGGACGGCGGCAGAGCUCGGCCCGCAGCCCCCCGGCCAUGAGCGGCACCCCCGGGGCAGCCCCGCAGCCCCGGGCCGGCCCCUCCAGGCCCCGCACGUCCUUCCUCAUCCAGGACAUCCUCUGGGACGAGCCCGAGCGCGCCGGGAGCGGCGGGGAUGCGGGGCUGGGAGCGGGCAGCGAGGAGAGCAGCGGGGCCAGCCCAGCCCCGGGACUCCCCCCCGGGGGUCCCCAUCCCCCGGGAGCCGCGGGGACAGCCCAGGGACCGGACACAGAGGCGCCGGUGGAGCCGUUCCUGCCCGACUGCGCCCCCGCCGUGCACCCCAUGGCCCCGCGGCCUCCCCGGCAGGGCAAACGCUCCCGAGCCGCCUUUUCCCACAGCCAGGUGAUCGAACUGGAGCGCAAAUUCAGCCACCAGAAAUACCUGUCGGCCCCCGAGAGAGCUCACCUGGCCCGGCACCUGCAGCUCACCGAGACCCAGGUGAAGAUCUGGUUCCAGAACAGGAGGUACAAGACCAAGAGGAAACAGGUGGUGGCCGGGAUGAGCCGCUUGGACUCGCGCCAGGAAGCGCCAGAAUUCCCGGGAAUGUCGCUGCUGGCGCUCAGGGGCACCUGGCCCUACCUGCCCUGCCUGUACUACGUCAAUUCCUGGAGCCCCUCCUGGUAG
This is a messenger RNA of Pyrgilauda ruficollis (rufous-necked snowfinch), 684 nucleotides long. RefSeq names its product NK3 homeobox 1 (gene NKX3-1). Lineage: Eukaryota; Metazoa; Chordata; Aves; Passeriformes; Passeridae. Gene Ontology annotation, molecular function: DNA-binding transcription factor activity, RNA polymerase II-specific; RNA polymerase II cis-regulatory region sequence-specific DNA binding. Gene Ontology annotation, cellular component: nucleus. The transcript has 2 exons. The record is from RefSeq and is a predicted model, not a curated record. Gene Ontology annotation, biological process: cell differentiation; regulation of transcription by RNA polymerase II. Bases 1 to 684 code for a protein of 227 amino acids.